GGAAUCCUGACAUUAAUGUGGGACAAUAAGAACGAACUGUCACUCACUCUUCACAAACAAUAUCCAACUUGUGGUCUCUGUGGCAGUUUCAACAACACUCAAGAAAAUAUCAAUGAGCUCAUCUCCAAAAGUCAAAUUCCUGGUGAUUGUCCCAAAGCUGUCAGUAAAGUCUAUGAAGUGUGUGAAGAUGGGGUGCAGCAAUGCAAUAAGAUUAUUGGCACCUACUUUGAGAAGUGUGGAAAGGUGGCUCCUUUAGUCGGAGACUUCAAGAUGGUCUGUAUCGAUGAGCACUGCACGGCCCGUGGCCAGGAGGUUUCCUGCUACACCUAUUCCGAGUUAUCAAGGCUCUGUGCUGCCGAGGGCCCGGGUGCCUAUGAGGCCUGGCGUGAGGACCCCGAAGUGACCUGCGAAAAACCUAAAUGCCCAGAAAAUCAUAUCUACAAAGAAUGUGGACCCUCCAAUCCUGCAACUUGUUCGAAUGUGGCCCCCUUCCAAGACAGCGACUGUGUGAGUGGCUGCACCUGCCCUGAAGGUUACCUGUUGGAUGAUAUUGGAAAGAAAGGAAGAUGUGUUUUAAAAUCUGAAUGUCCCUGUGAAUCUAAUGGAAAAAUAUAUCAGCCAGGAGAAGUCCGAGAAGGUCCUUGUAGUUCUCAGUGCACAUGCCAAGAUGCCAAGUGGUCUUGCACUGAAGCCAAGUGUGCUGGAAGAUGUAAGGUAGAAGGAAGCUCAAUCACCACAUUUGACGGUGUUAAAUAUAAUCAUCCUGGAGACUGUCACUUCUUGGCCAUUCAUGAUAAAGAUUGGUCUGUUAGUGUGGAACUUCGUCCAUGUCCAUCAGGAACAUGCUUAAACAGUGUCACAGUUGCCUUGAAUUCGUCUGUUUCAGUAAGCAAAUAUACUUUCAACAAAGAUGGCACAGUCAUAAAUGACAAGAUCAGAAAUCAACAUUAUUACUAUUCGGAUGAAAUACGGAUCUCCAAAAUAUCUUCCUCAUACUUUCAAGUAGAAACACACUCCCAUGUAAUAAUGCAAAUACAAACUGAACCUGUAAUGCAAUUGUAUAUUUCCAUGCCACCCCACGAAUUCCCAGACACUGUCGGGCUCUGUGGCUCCUACAACAACAAAGUGGAGGAUGACUUCAUGUCCAGUCAGAGCAUACUGGAGAAGACAUCUCAGGCCUUUGCUAGCUCAUGGGAAAUGAUGCCCUGUCCUAAAGGAAGUCCCAGUUCAUGCAUCAGUAUUGAAAAUGAAAAGUUUGCUGAAAAACAUUGUGGAAUUCUUCUUGAUUCAAGUGGGCCUUUUGCUUCUUGCCAUCCAGUUGUAAACCCCAAACCAUAUCAUGAGGAAUGUAAAAAAUACACUUGUGCUUGUGAAAGCAGCCAGGACUGCCUGUGUACAGUUUUAGGCAACUAUGUGAAGGCAUGUGCUGAAAAGAAGACAUACAUAGAAGGAUGGAGAGAAGGACGAUGUGAACAUUCUUGUCCAACUGGCCUAGUUUUCAAAUAUAAUGUGAAAGCCUGCAAUAGUUCUUGCCGAUCGCUGUCAGAAAGAGAUAGAAGCUGUGAUUUAGAUGAUGUCCCAGUUGAUGGGUGUACCUGCCCAAAUGGAAUGUACUACAAUAAUGAAGGAAAUUGUGUUCCAAAAUCUCAGUGUGAUUGCUACUUAAAUGAUGAAGUCAUGCAACCAGGAAAACUCAUCCACAUUGAUGACAAUAAAUGUGUCUGUCGGGACGGAAUUCUUCUUUGUCAAACUCCCAUUGACUUAACUCUACAGAAUUGUUCUGGAGGUGCUGAGUAUGUGGACUGCAGGGACCCUAAAGCACAGAGAAGAGUGGAUAGAACAUGUAGCACUAGAAACAUACCCACUUUUGACGAGAACUUGGCCUGCAAACGUGGGUGCUACUGUCCAGAAGGAAUGGUUAGAAAUUCUAAAGGGCAGUGUGUCUUCCCUGAUGAUUGCCCAUGCUCAUUUGGUGGACGAGAGUAUGACCAAGGAAGUGUCACCUCAGUUGGCUGCAACAAAUGUACUUGUAUAAAAGGAUCUUGGAACUGCACACAAAAUGAAUGUCAAACCACUUGUCACAUCUAUGGUGAAGGUCAUGUUAGAACUUUUGAUGGAAAAAGUUACAGCUUUGAUGGUCUCUGCCAGUAUUCAUUUCUUGAGGAUUACUGUGGUCGUGAAAAUGGCACAUUCCGUAUUUUAACAGAAAGUGUCCCCUGCUGUGAAGAUGGCCUUACAUGUUCAAGAAAAAUCAUAGUAGCUUUUCAGGAUCAGAAUGUUGUCCUGCAUGAUGGUAAAGUAACAGCAGUCAAAACUACAGAAAGUAAGGAUUGUAAACUCAGUGAAAAUUCAUACUCUGUACAUACAGUUGGUCUGUACUUGAUUGUGAAGUUCGUCAGUGGAGUGACCGUGAUUUGGGAUAAAAAUACAAGAAUUUCUGUUAUAUUGGACCCACAAUGGAAUGGCAAAGUGUGCGGUCUUUGUGGCAAUAACAAUGGUGAUCUCAAGGAUGAUUUCACAACAAGAUACUCGUCAGAAGCUUCUGGAGCCCUGGAAUUUGGAAAUAGUUGGAAAACUAGUCAAGAAUGCUCGGACACAGUAGCUCAAACUUUCCCAUGUGACUCAAACCCCUAUUGUAAAGCCUGGGCUGUACGGAAAUGUGAGAUCAUCCGGGACAGCACCUUCAGGGAGUGUCACAGCAAGGUGGAUCCCAGCUCUUACUAUGAUGCGUGCAUCGAGGAAGCAUGUGCCUGUGACAUGGAGGGCAAAUACCAGGGUUUCUGCACAGCAGUGGCCAUGUAUGCAGAGGCAUGCAGCGCUGUCGGCGUCUGUGUCACUUGGAGAAAACCAGAUCUCUGUCCGGUCUACUGUGAUUACUACAAUGCUCCUGGAGAAUGCAGCUGGCAUUAUGAACCUUGUGGCACUGUGACAGCAAAAACAUGCAAAGAUAGAGUCAUUGGGCAGAAAUUCUCAGCUCAUUUAGAAGGUUGCUAUGCUAAGUGUCCAGAUGAUGCUCCUUAUUUGGAUGAAAACACCAUGAAAUGUGUCCGCCAAUCAGAAUGCAGCUGUUUCUACAAUGAUGUUAUACCAGCUGGAGGAGUGAUCCAAGAUAAUUGUGGAAGAACAUGCUACUGCAUCGCAGGAGAGCUGGAGUGUAGUGGAUAUGCCACAACAAGUUCUUCCAUGGAUGGAUCAAGGACAACAAAAUCAAAUGUAGAUAACAAGACCCCAGAUGAAUCUUCAGAACAUUCAACAACAAAAGCACCAACAAAAGAUUCAGAGACCACCACUUCCUCUGGUGUAGAACCCACAACAUCUGGAUCCUCUCAAGAGUCAAAGACAACAGCCUCAGGAACUACAGGGUCUUCCCCAGCAACACCUGCCAAAGGAGAUUCAAGUACAACCAAAUCAGGUAGUCCUACGAGCACCACUGGAGGAUCUGGUAAGCAAUCCAGCACAACAGUAGUACCUGGUAAGGAUUCAGAGAAUGCCACGCCCUCUGGUGUAGAACCCACAACAUCUGGAUCCUCUCCUCAAGAGUCAAAGACAACAGCCUCAGGAGGUGCAGUGUCUUCCCCAGCAACAGCUGCCAAAGGAGAUUCAAGUACAGCCAAAUCAGGUAGUCCUACGAGCACCACUGGAGGAUCUGGUAAGCAAUCCAGCACAACAGUAGUACCUGGUAAGGAUUCAGAGAAUGCCACGCCCUCUGGUGUAGAACCCACAACAUCUGGAUCCUCUCCUCAAGAGUCAAAGACAACAGCCUCAGGAGGUGCAGUGUCUUCCCCAGCAACAGCUGCCAAAGGAGAUUCAAGUACAACCAAAUCAGGUAGUCCUACGAGCACCACUGGAGGGUCUGUUAAGCAAUCCAGCACAACAGUAGCACCUGGUAAAGAUUCAGAGAACGCCACGCCCUCUGGUAGUCAAAGACAACAGCGUCAGGAGGUGCAGGCUCUUCCCCAGCAACACCUGCCAAAGGAGAUUCAAGUACAACCAAAUCAGGCAGUCCUAUGA
Suncus etruscus (white-toothed pygmy shrew) is the source of this 4011-nucleotide messenger RNA. It is a transcript of the gene MUC6, whose product is annotated as mucin 6, oligomeric mucus/gel-forming. The transcript is spliced from 27 exons. Gene Ontology annotation, cellular component: extracellular matrix. Gene Ontology annotation, molecular function: protein binding. NCBI's taxonomy places the organism in Eukaryota, Metazoa, Chordata, Mammalia, Eulipotyphla, Soricidae. The record is from RefSeq and is a predicted model, not a curated record. The coding region runs from base 16 to 4011 and encodes 1331 amino acids.